Physcomitrium patens is the source of this 2721-nucleotide messenger RNA. RefSeq lists its product as uncharacterized. NCBI's taxonomy places the organism in Eukaryota, Viridiplantae, Streptophyta, Bryopsida, Funariales, Funariaceae. The record is from RefSeq and is a predicted model, not a curated record.
UCCCUUUUCCACCAUCAAUCCCGUUGUGGUCUCCUGCGAGAUCCAGUCCACCCUCGAGCAAUUGAUUCCCCUUUGUGGGCCAGUUUGUGGGGAAUAGCGAGAUUCCGAUGAUGUUGCAGUAGAUUGCAGCAAACAGCAGCAGAUCGAGCUCAGCGUCGAGGUCCGGCUCCCUGGAUAGUGUUCGCAUCGGUGGGUUUUCGAGCAGUUGUUACUUGGCCUUUGCGCAUGGCAUGGUCCUUGCGCCAGUCGAAGCGCGAGCGGUGAAUUUGUGCUAUGUUUCUCAUUUUGAGAACUAGGUCGUGGUGUUUUUGGGACUCCCAGGUUGAGAUAGUCCGUUCUAGGUUGGUGGUGUUCGUGAAGCCGGAAACUAGGGGAAUCCAGGUUAAGGAGACACUUGUGAGAUGGGCCUUCUGCUUGGGCGGUGAUGGAAUGAAGGCUUUUUCUACUUUUUAAAUUUGGGUUGUCUGGUAGAGGAGGAGAAUCUCGUAGGAUUUUAACGCUGGAGGAAUCGGCGUCGUAUGUGGAAAUCUCUUAGCGUGCUUGCAUCGAAGGGAGAGGCUCGCCAUAUUUGGGGUGUUUCAAGCUGUGCGUGGGAAGGAUGUGGGUUGAUGGGUCUUGGUUUGCUUGUUUGUACAGAGGGUUAGGAGAUACGCAUUAUUCCUAGUUAUUUAGCUUGGGUGAGGUCAAUUCGAAGGUCUUUAUUACCUCGGUGGAGGAGGGCCGAGGACCACUAGGGUUGGUUGGUUUGUUCUGUAUCCUCGUUAAUACAGUACACGGGAUUAAAUCACAAGACACAAUCGAGGCUGCACUGACAUUCUGGAAAUGCACGAAGAAGGGGGAUGUUCGAGGCAUGUGAGACGAUUCUGGAAUUUCAGUAGAACUUGCAGGCAUAGGUUUAGAGGGUGAAAGGGAGUGAUUCAGUCCUGUAGAUGGUUAGGAGUCAAGUGUGGCAAGCACUGAAACGUAGACCUUUGUUACGGAGUAAUUGAAGAGAGUUUAUUUGUACUGAAUGGUUGUCACGUGAGAUAUCAUACACUUUGGAGUGGUGAUUGUUUAGUUUUAACUAGCCAACCAUCUUGUUUGUGGAUUCUUCACGGUGAGGUUCAACGGUGCUCCUUAUGAUCAGAGAUGGAACUGCAUGGUGGCGAAUUUCGAGCUGACAUCUCUCUCGUGGAUGCACACCAUUCUCCAAAUGAAGGGGACGAAGCUCAUAUGUCAGACCGUGAUCAUAUUCUGCACGACUCUAAUGGUAGCCACGUGAACGGCGAUAGUCAUUUGAUAGACGCUACCAAUCACCAUUCCCUCGUCGCGCUUGAUGAAGAAGUGGUAUAUGGACAUCCUCAGGGCUCGCGGUGUGGGCGGAUAUAUAAGAAAAGCAACUGGGUGGUGGAGGAAAUGUUGAUCCUGCAAGCGGCGAAGAGGGAGGACCUCCACCGCCAUGAACGGGGUAUGAAGGGCUCACAAAAUCCUGCACAGGAGAGGUGGAACUGGAUUGAGGACUACUGCUGGGCUUCUGGAGUUCAACGGAGUGCCCAACAGUGCCAUGAUAAGUGGGAAGUUAUCUCAACCGCAUACAAAAAAGUCUACACCAAUGAGAAAUACUCGUGCAAUGGACACAAGUCUUACUGGAACAUGUCGCCCGAGGAGCGCAAGCGAAACAAACUACCACCAAACUUUCAAAAGGAGAUAUUCAAUGCUUUACUAGAGUGGUGUAAUACCAAAACUAAAAAUUCGGACUCUGGAGAGCUUGUAGUUGAUACGUCGGGGCCCUUGGGACCAUCAGGUGUGAAAGCAGAUCUUGUGGAUUCUGAAGACGAAAGCGAAGAGGAAACAAGCGGCCCAAAUCACUCCGGGAAGAAGAGAAAAGUGUGGUCGAAAACAGAUGAGGCCCUGGCAAUGAUACUGGUUCGCAACAACAAGAACGUAGUUGAAGCAAUGCUGGAGUCCGAAGACAGGAAAGAUAAGCGACACCGAGAGGACCUUGAAAUGGAGAGAGUGAAACUGGAGUUGGAGAAAGAGAAAUUUCGGGGUACCAUGAAACUGGGCAGUGGUUAUAUAGAUGCCCUCGUCAACAUAGGUGAUGGUCUUAAGCAGCUAAGUGCUGCGCUUUGUGCAAAUAUUCAUUCAUGACAUGUGUUGAAUGCUCUUCUGGUCUCUGCCACAAGCAUGAACUAAGUACCGAUUUGUUGGAGUCCUCACAAGCUAAUGAGGUAUAUAUCACUGUAUGGAUUUUUUUGGUGCUAACUAUGCUCCUGGGAUUACCGGCGGAGUCUGUUUUUUUAUAUAAGGGUACCUGAGCUCAGCUUUGUUGCUGGUAGGAUUUUGCAGCAUUGCUAAUGUUAUUACUUUUAGUCAUGAGCUCCUGCAAGAACUUUACUUGAAGUAAAAGGAAUAUUAACUGUAAGGCAGUUGCAAACAAAUGCGUUAACCUCAUGGGUUAAUUACAGGUUCCAGAGCUAGAGCACUUUAAUCUGCUAUCAUCCUUUCAUAGAUACACAUUCACUCAGCAGAAAAUGAUUCAAGCAUUUGUGCUUUCUUACUUCGAAGCUUAUGGCAAGGCAGUAAAUUGUAUUUAGUUAGCGUAGCGGCUGAUUGGAGUGGAGCUCGCUCUUCCAUGGUGAAGGUUUCAUAUGUGAUUUGAACUUUAUACGGUUGGAUUUAGUGGUAACCUCUUAUAUUUUUGAUGGUUAAUAUGGGUAAUGCAAAAAGAUUUUUAAGGCU